CCACCUUGCAGGCUGGCGUCAAGGAUAUGCUAAUUAACUCCAGGUGAGUCUCCCGUUGCCUGGUGACAAAGUUUCACAGUUGAGGAGGAAGAACUGGGACUAACAGGAGUCUAUCUUCUAGCCGUUUCGUGUGACGUCUCUCUCAAAGUGACCACCAGCCAGUAAGAACAACAUACCCCAAACAUACGCCUCACUGAAGAACAUGGCCAAAGGGGGGAAAGGCCUCAAGGGCAAGAAGAUCACCCUCAGUGUGGCCAAGAACUGCAUCAAAAUCACAUUCGAUGGGAGAAGACGCCUGGACUUGAGCAAGAUGGGAAUUACCACCUUCCCCAAGUGUAUUCUCAGGCUCAGUGAUAUAGAUGAGCUCGACCUUAGCCGGAACAUGAUCAAGAAGAUACCCGAUUCCAUCUCCAGGUUCCAGAACCUGCGGUGGCUGGACCUGCACAGCAACUACAUCGACAAGCUCCCCGAGUCCAUCGGCCAGAUGACCAGUCUGCUCUACCUCAAUGUUAGCAACAACAGGCUCACCACCAAUGGGCUGCCUAUGGAGCUCAACCAGCUCAAGAACAUCCGCACCGUGAAUUUGGGCUUGAACCAUCUGGACAGUGUGCCCACCACGCUGGGCGCGCUGAAGGAGCUCCACGAGGUGGGGCUCCACGACAACCUGCUCAACACAAUCCCCAAAAGCAUCGCCACGCUCCCCAAACUGAAAAAGCUCAACACCAAGCGAAACCCCUUUCCCAAGGGAGAGGAGCCAGACAUGUUCUUAGAUUCCAUCAAGAGGCUGGAGAACUUAUACCUAGUGGAGGCGAAGGAUCUAUGUACGUCUUGCCUGAAAAAAUGCCAACAGGCCCGCGACAAGCUGAACAAAAUCAAGACCGCGCCCAUUGUGACACCAAGAAAGCCCAUCUUUUCCAGUUUGGUCUCACCCAACUCAAUGGCCAAGGAGUCCCAGGAAGAUUGGAGGUGACCUGGGACCCUGACCCUGAGGCAGAGAGGGCAAAGGGAGGGAAGGAAGGUGGCAAUGGGCUGCAUCCACAGACACCUGAGAGACUAUCCCAUUUCUGCAAUAGCUUUCCCAGCCAAGGCCAUAAAAUUCCUUUCCCUACCUUCUUGGCUUGUGGUUUUAUUGAUUGAAGGGCUUUUAGUUCUUUGCCAUUCCACACAUUUCUCUCUUCUCUGCAUGCACAUACCCACACAUACAGGCACACUGAGUCAGGAAAGGCCACACAUCUCACUUUUGUUCCAGAACUCUCCUGCCUACAGUCCGUGGCCUGGGCACUAACAUUGUCAGUGCACUCCUGGUCUCAUUAUCAAGCAUUUCAGGAUGAACUGUCAGCUCCCAAAUGUGGAGCUUGUUCUGUGGUCAGAGCUUCAAAGAUCAGGAAUCUCAGAGCAAGGGUUGCUAGGAGGGCAAAAGGACAUUUAGUCUUGGAAACGGGACAAAACUGGGCCACAGAGAUAGUCAGAUAUUAUCAUUAAGUAUUGGCGGUAACAUCUUGGGUUC
This is a messenger RNA of Rhinolophus ferrumequinum (greater horseshoe bat), 1507 nucleotides long. RefSeq names its product leucine rich repeat containing 18 (gene LRRC18). Gene Ontology annotation, molecular function: protein binding. The record is from RefSeq and is a predicted model, not a curated record. Lineage: Eukaryota; Metazoa; Chordata; Mammalia; Chiroptera; Rhinolophidae. The transcript is spliced from 2 exons. Bases 203 to 970 code for a protein of 255 amino acids.